Myotis myotis is the source of this 2399-nucleotide messenger RNA. RefSeq names its product ubiquitin-like protein 5. The transcript has a single exon. Gene Ontology annotation, biological process: protein modification process; mRNA splicing, via spliceosome. The coding region runs from base 174 to 395 and encodes 73 amino acids. The record is from RefSeq and is a predicted model, not a curated record. Gene Ontology annotation, cellular component: cytoplasm; nucleus. Lineage: Eukaryota; Metazoa; Chordata; Mammalia; Chiroptera; Vespertilionidae. Gene Ontology annotation, molecular function: protein tag activity.
GCUUAAUAGAACAAUAGAGUAACCUUGGAGUGGAGAUAAGAAACGCCCUAACCUUUCGAAUAGAAUUGAUAGGAUUAAAAUCAACUGGUAUAAAUACAAAUGUAACAAGACAAUAAAGACAGAACUUGGAUCGAUCAACGAGGUGGCAUCAGCUGGUUCGAGGCGAUUCGAGUAUGAUAGAGGUGGUUUGCAACGACCGUCUGGGGAAGAAGGUCCGAGUGAAGUGCAACACCAAUGACACCAUCGGGGACCUGAAGAAGCUGAUCCCCGCCCAGACGGGGACCCGUUGGAAUAAGAUUGUGCUGAAGAAGUGGUACACGAUCUUUAAGGACCACGUUUCUCUGAGCGACUAUGAGAUCCAUGAUGGGAUGAACCUGGAGCUUUAUUACCAAUAAAGCAGAACUCCUUCCUCGUGCCCAGUUCCCCCCCGCCCCUCUCCUCCCGCUCUCAGCCCCAGCACUGGUAUGGAUGCUUGUUUUUAAAAAGUCAUGUUAAUAAAAACGUAGAACAGGAAGAAGAAGAAAAAAGACAGAACUUGGCUGGAGAUCCUGGAGAGAGAACAUCGCUAUGAUGAUCAACUGAACGCUGCCUCCGUGUCCUUCCUUCUUCGCCGACUCCGUCCACACCUAUGGGAACCCCUGGACCUGCUGGGGAUGGACCCCAACAGCAGUGGUGGUGGGAAUGGAGAAAAUGAGAUUCAAAACUUGCUCAAGAAAUAGGAUUUGGCCCUAACCGGUUUGGCUCAAUGGACAGAGCAUUGGCCUGCGGACUGAAGGGUCCCAGGUUCGAUUCUGGUCAAGGGAGUGUGCAGGAGGCAGCUGAUCGAUGUUUCUAGCUCUCUAUUCCUCUCCCUUCCUGUCUUUAAGAAAUCAGUAAAACAUAUUAAAAAAAAAAAUAGGAUUUGUUUGUGCAUUGGACCUGGAGACAGAGAAAUUAAGAAUGACACUCAGGUUUCUGACUGAGCCAGUGUACAAAUGAGGGUGCCAUUUGUCAAGGUGGAGAAGAUUGAGGAAAAAGCAGGCUGCUGAGGCAGGGGAGUUGAAUAAGGACCCUAUGGCCAGCAUUUCUUUCCUGCAAUAUUAGUGCUCUGCUGAGCUGGGGCAUCAGUUCCCUAAAUAGCAUCUCUAGCCACAAAGAACAGCUGAAGUGAGCAGUAAGGGAAGUCAUUGGGAGAGUGAUUGUAAGGGCCUUGUCCAGCAAAGGCAGGACAUGGAGGGAUGUCAGCACUUCCUGGUCAGAGUCCUGGUCCAUCCUUUGGCAAGCCCAGAAGCCCCAUUUUACCUAUGUGCAAAUUUGUAGUCAUCCAAAGCUUCUCACCCCCUUCACAGCCCCCACCAGGUGGAGGAAACAGCUACAUGGUGGUCUUUAACCUUCCUAGCUCUGACUCUUGAUAGGCAUCCUCACAAAAGGCUGGUUAGCAGAUCAGAUGAGGCCAUUGAGGCCUUACAUCAGGGGUCCUCAAACUACGGCCCAAGGGCCACAUGCAAAUACAAAUAUUGUAUUUGUUCCCGUUUUGUUUUGUUUUUUUACUUCAAAAUAAGAUAUGUGCAGUGUGCAUAGGAAUUUGUUCAUAGUUUUUUUUAACUAUAGUCCGGCCCUCCAACGGUCUGAGGGGCAGUGAAAAAGUUUAAAAAGUUUGAGGACCCCUGCCUUACAUGAAUCACACAGCUAGUAUGUUAGCUGAGGUGAAAUCUAAACCCAAGUGUACCUGGCUCCAGUUUAUUAAUUCUCAUUGAGAAACCUACCUGUCAAGCAACCCAAGAAGUUUGUUGGAAUGCUCAGGACGUUCUUCCUUGUAGUGGUGUCAGUUUCUGAUUAGAGCUGAUUAGAGCAUGGAAGUCAGAGCACACGAGUGAGUGGAUCAUCUCUGACAGCCUGUUUCCUUGGCUCACCUGCCGAGUAGCCCAACCACUUGAGUUUUCCAGGCUGAAAUGGGCAGUGCAAGCCCACUUUACUUCUCUUAAUGGGAAGUUUGUAGACAUAGAACUGAGUCAGAAACCCCAGAGUCAUCUAGUUUGGUUUGCUCAUUUUACAUUAAGAAGGAACUGGCCCAGAAAGGGAAAGAGAUUUACCCAGACACCACCCUGCUAAAGUCCUUACAGUGUGUGCUGGGUCCUUGGGGUACUACCUGACUCUGAGCUUCAUGAAGGCGGCACCAAGCACUGUACCUGGUACAUGUUCGGUAUCAUUAUUUGCUACCACUGAUCAAGCACUUCUUUGUACCAGGCACAAGGUUCAUAGCAUUUAAUUCUCAUAGCAGUCCCAUGAGGUGGGUAUCUGUCCAUAGCGCUAGUAAAUGACGGAACCAGCCAGUGAGAGAAUGAAGGCAGAGGAAGGAAGAAAAAAUAAUGGUUUCUGUCCUUGGGGCUUUAGCCUGAUGCCACCUGUUCCUGACUGGU